GCGAAUCGCGAUCAGCCAUCAAUGCCUGUGGAUAACAUAUUAUAUUCCACCGAAGCCGUUCGUCGAGUCGACAGCGAACGAAAUAUUAUUUAAUACACACUUCCAGAAGUCGUUCAGAAAGUAAUCAAUAUGAGUUUUGGUCUACCUUCCGUGAAGCCCAAGCCCUCGACUGCCGAUAUAAUUAGCAUCCCGGACGACACGCAUGGUGUUCCGAAUGCACUUGUUUCCGGGCUAUCUUCGACUAGAGCAAAUCUUGGAUUUUCACAUCCACUGCAAGCCUCCGAGCAAAACUACGUGCAGAAUAAAUUGCGCAUGGAUAUGGUUAUGCUGAGAAACACGCAAGGACUUCACGCGCCGAUGCGCUUAGCCAUGGAGCUCAAAGCUGCCGAUAAAGUUGGGAGACUACCUUUUCUUCCAUCUUCCGGUCUUAUGAGGGAUGUUAUUCUUGGUAGAGACGAAGAAAUUGGGUUCGAAGACAUCUUCAACAACGCUGAGUUUAGGGAACAAAUGUGCCAGCCUCACGCGAUGGUUGAAAAGAGCUUGGGAAUUCUCUAGACACCGAUCGAAUCCUUAUUUUUAAGCUUGUAAUAUCAUAACUUGCACUCUGUUAUUGUGCUAAAUGGCAGUGGCUAUUAAUGAAUACCUUUUUCGAUA
Diprion similis is the source of this 654-nucleotide messenger RNA. It is a transcript of the gene Pomp, whose product is annotated as proteasome maturation protein. The transcript has 5 exons. NCBI's taxonomy places the organism in Eukaryota, Metazoa, Arthropoda, Insecta, Hymenoptera, Diprionidae. Gene Ontology annotation, biological process: proteasome assembly. The record is from RefSeq and is a predicted model, not a curated record. Gene Ontology annotation, cellular component: cytoplasm; nucleus. Bases 130 to 555 code for a protein of 141 amino acids.